UUUUACCUGUCGAAACAAGUGACUGCAACAGUCAUAAAGCAUCUACUGUUAGUUCGUCGUUUAUCAAUUGUUUGGCAAUUUUUUUCAAUUAUUAAUCAACAUUUAAAACUAAAACUGUAAGCCUCACGUGAACGAACGCGCGUGACUCAGCAUUUUAUUUUCGAAUCAGAUGCCACGUUUAGUUGAGAGUCACUCAGUCAGUCAACAGGCGUACUCACACAGAGUGCAUAGAUUUUUUAGGCCAAGAUAGAGAAAAGAUGGGAAAAUUCGACAACAAAGUUGUUAUCGUCACUGGUGCGUCCAGUGGAAUAGGUGCGUCAACUGCCAUCACUUUUGCACGGGAAGGCGCAAAGGUUGUUGUUACAGGAAGAAACCAGGAAAGAUUGAAUGAAACUUCAGAAAAAUGUAAAGCCGUCGGUGCCGAGAAUUUUCAGAUUCUUGAAGUAGUUGCGGACCUUGAGAAAUUUAAGAAUCUUGAAUCCCUUGUAAAGAAAACUGUGGAUAAAUUUGGGGGAAUCGAUAUUCUUAUCAACAAUGCUGGUUAUGCAAGAGCUGAAACAAUUGAAACGAUUGAGCUAGAUACAUAUGAGAAGAUCUUCAACGCAAAUCUUCGUGCUCCGGUGUUUUUGUGCAAAUAUGCGUUGCCACAUUUGAAAAAGACGAAGGGCUGUGUUGUGAACGUAAAUAGCUGCGCAUCUCUUACGGCAGGCCCGGGUGGUGUUCCGUACUCGAUGACGAAAAUUGCGCUCGACCAUUUCACACGAGGAUUCUCGGCAGAAUGUGCACCAUUUGGAGUCCGGGUCAAUUGUGUGAAUCCAGCAGCAACUGACACAAGAUUCGGAGAUAAUAUGAAUGUGACUAAGGAAAUGUUUGAAAAGAUGUUGGAAAGCUUCAUGAAGCGACAACCUUUGGGAGUCAUCAAACCUCAACAAAUUAGCGAUGCUAUUGUGUUCCUCUGUCAGUCUCCCGUUAUCACAGGAAUCAAUCUCCCAAUAGAUGCUGGAAUGCUUAACGCUCCUGCUAUGUAAUACUUUUAUUCCACUAUUGGAAACUGAGUAUUUUCAUACAUUGCCCGUUGAUAUCAUAUCAAAAUAUAUUCCCACCUGUCGUUUAGGGUCUGUGAUCAAAUUUGUAUA
Messenger RNA from Styela clava, 1136 nucleotides. Its product is annotated as putative oxidoreductase TM_0325. The record is from RefSeq and is a predicted model, not a curated record. NCBI's taxonomy places the organism in Eukaryota, Metazoa, Chordata, Ascidiacea, Stolidobranchia, Styelidae. Gene Ontology annotation, molecular function: oxidoreductase activity.